AUGGCCGCCAACGAUGCGCCACAGCCGGUGAAGCUCUCACUGCCCCUUGAAUAUCAACAGUCUCUCUUUCAAGAGCUCCGCACAGAGGAUGAGCUCGUCAUUCUGGCACGUGGUCUUGGGCUCAUGCGCCUCUUGACCAAUCUCCUGCAUUCUUACGAUGCUGCCGGCAACAAUCUCAUUGUCGUAGUCAACGCUGAAGAUCGUGAAAACAACUGGAUCGGUGAAGCUCUUGCCGAGCAUGCAGCCAUAAGCAUGGCGCCCCUGGCUCGGGGGCUGACCGUCGUCAACACUGACUACACCAAUGUCGGCACCAGAGAGAAAAUGUAUGCAUCAGGCGGCAUCUUCAGCAUCACGAGCCGGAUCUUGGUGGUGGAUAUGCUCACCAAUCUAUUGAAUGUUGAGAAAAUCACCGGCAUGGUCGUACUACACGCCGACAGGAUAGUUGCUACGAGUCUGGAGGCUUUUAUUCUACGUAUUUACCGCCAGAAGAACAAGGUCGGGUUUUUGAAGGCCUUCGCGGAUAAUCCGGAUCCCUUCACCACUGGUUUCAAUCCUCUCGCGGCCAUGAUGCGUAACUUGUUCCUGAGGAAGGCGAGUCUGUGGCCUCGCUUUCAUGUUUCAGUCGCCCAGUCUCUGGAGGGCAAGAAAAAGGCAGAGGUCAUUGAGCUGGAAGUCCCCAUGACCGAUGCCAUGAAGGAGAUUCAGAAUGCCGUUAUGGAAUGCGUCGAAGUUAGCAUUCAUGAACUCAAGAAGGGAAAUACUGGCCUCGAGAUGGAUGACUGGAAUCUCGACAGCGCCUUGACCAAGAACUUCGAUGUCAUGGUUCGACGUCAGCUCGACCCAAAUUGGCAUAGGGUCAGCUGGAAGACAAAACAGAUCGUCAACGAUCUAACGGUGCUACGCGGCUUGUUGCAGGCCGUUGUCGCAAUGGAUGCUGUGCAAUUCUUGCAAAAUCUAGACACCAUCCAUGCUGCCCAUUCGCCUGCGCCGGGGACAACCAGGCAGAAUCAGUCUCCGUGGCUAUUUCUUGACGCUGCCCAGACCAUUUUUGAUGUCGGCAGGAAGCGAGUCUACAGUGGCGUCAACAAACCAGGCGCAGACUCCAAUAUUGACUCUGUGCGGCCAGUUCUCGAGGAACAGCCCAAAUGGGCUGUACUAGCCGACGUUCUCCAGGAAAUUGACAGAGAUCUUUAUUUCGAGCCAACGGCCCGCGACGACUCCAAUGGCACUGUUUUGAUCAUGUGCUCCGAUGCCGCGACGUGUCGCCAGCUCAAAGAAUACUUGCAAACCAUGCAUGUAAAGCCCAAGGUAGAGCAGCAGAGAAAGAAGAUUGUCUACGAGAGUGCCGAGGACGAUGAUGACGAAGAUAAACCGUCUGCGACGUUCAUGAUGAGGCGUAAGCUCCGACAGUACCUUAAUUGGAAGCGGGAGUUCGCCAAAGUCAGCGCCACACUGUUUGCCGAGAAUCAAAAUGCACUGAAAGGAGCGACAGAUCCACGCUUGCAAAAGACCAGCAGAGCGCCUGCCAACAAGAGGCGGCGCGUCCGGGGCGGUGGCUCCAUGGCGACGAGUCUUGGACGAGCUGAGAAUGGAAGCCUUCUGCCAUAUUUCGAAAAGGCGAGCGAGGUCUCUGAGCUCAUGGAAGAGAUACAGAUCACAGAAGAGGAGGCGAAGCAGAAAGCAGAUGUCAUCGAAGACACAUUGGAAGACAUGGACGACUUCUACGAAAUGUACGAAAUGCAAGAUUUGGUGGUUAUUCACGCCUACGACGGAGACCAAGAUGAGCACGUCCUUGAGGAGGUCAAGCCACGGUAUAUUAUCAUGUACGAGCCCGAGGCUUCGUUUAUCAGACGGGUCGAGGUCUACAGGUCGUCUCACAACGAUCGUAACGUGCGCGUCUACUUCUUGUACUAUGGCGGCUCUGUGGAGGAACAGCGGUAUUUGACUACGGUUCGUCGGGAAAAGGAUGCGUUCACCAAGUUGAUCAAAGAGCGCGCGAGCAUGAGCGUCGUCAUGACCAUUGAUGCUCAUGGCGUUGAAGACCCCCAGGAAGCGUUUCUCAGGACCAUUAACACUCGAAUAGCAGGUGGCGGACGUCUGGCUGCCACAGCACAACCGCCUCGGGUGGUGGUUGACGUCCGGGAGUUCAGAUCUUCUCUGCCGUCGCUUCUGCAUGGUCGCUCCAUGGUCAUCGUGCCUUGCAUGCUGACCGUGGGCGACUACAUCUUGUCGCCCAACAUUUGCAUCGAGCGGAAAUCGGUCAGCGAUCUGAUUUCCUCUUUCAAGGAUGGGCGUCUCUACACUCAGGCUGAAACAAUGUUCCAGCACUACAAGUCGCCGAUGCUCCUGAUUGAGUUCGAUCAGAACAAGUCUUUUACUCUGGAACCCUUCGCCGACCUCUCCGGGAAUCUGAAGAGUGUCAACCCGGACAAUAUCUCGUCUGACCUCCAGUCCAAGAUCGUGCUGCUGACGCUCGCCUUCCCCAAGCUGCGAGUCAUAUGGUCAUCAUCACCAUACCAGACCGCCGAAAUCUUCGAGUCUCUCAAGGCGCAGGAGGAAGAGCCCGAUCCGAUUGCAGCAGUGAGGGCCGGGCUCGAGAGCAAUGAGGUCGCCGAGGAGCAGCCGUUCAACCAGCAGCCGGAGGAGAUGCUGAUGCACGUUCCCGGGGUAACGAGCAAGAACAUCAAGACGUUGACGCUCGAGACCGAAAACAUUAGGGACAUUGCCAACAUGUCCGUUGAAGACCUAGAUCCAAUGGUAGGCGGGGAGGCUGCUAGGAGGAUAUCCAGGUUCUUUGCAAAGGAUCUACUUGAAGAUGAGGAGUAA
Molecule: messenger RNA, 2826 nt
Organism: Diaporthe amygdali
Lineage: Eukaryota; Fungi; Ascomycota; Sordariomycetes; Diaporthales; Diaporthaceae
Product: mus38-like protein
Exons: 2
Coding region: 1-2826 (941 amino acids)
Biological process (GO): double-strand break repair via homologous recombination; resolution of meiotic recombination intermediates; double-strand break repair via single-strand annealing, removal of nonhomologous ends
Cellular component (GO): nucleotide-excision repair factor 1 complex
Molecular function (GO): single-stranded DNA endonuclease activity; single-stranded DNA binding; damaged DNA binding
Source: RefSeq, a predicted model, not a curated record